AUGGAUGCUAAUGAUUCGAUAGCACUGGCGGCAUCAACUUCUAGUAAUGAAAUAGUUAUAUUCGGAGGAGAGAACGAUUUGAUAAUUUCAAACCGUAAUCAGAAAGAAGUCAUGGUAAAUCAGGUAUACAAUGAUAAGGAAACUUUGAAAGCUGUGAUGACGAAGUAUGCUAUUGACAAUAGAUUUCAAUUCCGAACAGAGAGGUCAAAUUUCGUAAGCUACACCCUUGCAUGUCUUUCUAGACAAUGUGAGUGGAAAUUGAAAGCUUCAAGUAUCAACAGAUCAGCUAUGUUCAAAAUCAGAGAGUUCGUGGAGAAACAUACAUGUCCAUUGAAGGAUAAGGUGUAUACACAACAUCAAGCAAGUAGUGGUUUUAUAGCAUGCAUUAUUAAGCCAAAAUUUAGAAAUUAUAAGAGGAAGUAUGUGCCUAGUGAUAUAGUAGAUGAUGUUAAAAAUGAUUUUGGAGUGGAUGUGCCAUACAUGAAAGCAUGGCGUGCUAAAGAAAAGGCUAUGACGGAGUUAAGGGCGAGCACCGAGUCAUACAAGAAAUUGCCGGGAUACGUAUACAUUUUGGAUAAAACAUACCCAGGUUCUCACAUAAGAAUGAAGAAAACAUCUGAAAAUGAGUUCUUGUAUAUUUUUGUAGCAUUGUAUGCCUUUAUAAAGGGGUUUGAAUGUUGUCGACCCAUCGUGGUUGUAGAUGGCAGCCACAUCAAAACAAAGAUACAAUGGGACAUUUGUUUCGGGCCGAGCACGAUGGAUGGUGCAGGAAAUAUACUACCUUUGGCGUAUGGCGUGAUUGAUUCAGAAAAUGAUAAGUCUUGGACAUGGUUCUUCGAACAGUUCAAGGAAGCUUAUGGGCUACGGGAGAGCAUGUGUGUUGUAUCUCGAUAG
Lycium ferocissimum is the source of this 894-nucleotide messenger RNA. RefSeq lists its product as uncharacterized. The record is from RefSeq and is a predicted model, not a curated record. The coding region runs from base 1 to 894 and encodes 297 amino acids. The transcript is spliced from 3 exons. NCBI's taxonomy places the organism in Eukaryota, Viridiplantae, Streptophyta, Magnoliopsida, Solanales, Solanaceae.